AUGCUGGACAAGUACGAGAGGGAAGAGGAUCGCAACCAAUUUCUCCUUCGACCGUGGGUCGUGGCAUGCGAAGCCGCUUUGAUCUUGAAGGACAAUGCCGACAAGGUGAGAGCCAUGAAUCCUGCUUCCAGAUUGCAGCAUAUCAAUGCAGUCGAGGCGGUGGGUGCGGAAGUUCCGAUCUCCAUCAAGUCCGCGGUUGCUGCGAGUUCUGUGGAGGAGAAGUUUGAAAUGCUUCUGAAGGCGAACUCCAAUGUUGAGGUCUUGACCGCUGUUCGGCACAUCCUCCAGACCUUGAUGCCCUUCCAGACGAUUGCGAUGCGAACAGAAGCUAAGAUCAAUCAGGUUGCCGAGAAGAUGAAGGAUACGACGGGGGAAAUGCAGGAGGCCAUCAUGGAUGCUUUCGGCUGCGAUGCCUUCUUCAAGCUGGUGAUGGAAGGUAGCACACAGUGGAAGAAGAUCUUGAAGUUUUCGCAGGCUUUGCUUCAAGAGUUGGCAUCCGACACAGCCAAGGCCGCGCGCGGCAUGGGCUGGGAUUCAAUCUUGAAGCGCAUGCAGGUCGCAGCCCAGGCCUUCUGCAUGUUGCUGGACCCGGAGGACACGGAGCGGAGCUUCCAAGACCUUGCGGCCGUGCGUAGCUACAAGGGCGACCUCAGCUUCGAGCACACACUGAAGAGCUCCUUAUCCUCCGGUGCAUUCUGGAAUAACAUCGUGGAUAAUAUUCUCCAGACGGCCACGGCAACGAAGUUGGCUGCAAGUCGGAUUUCAGAUCUUCGAACAAUGGCCAAAGGGCCGGAGAUUGCAACCUCCGACCUCUUGACGAUCGUCGCCGAGCUGCCGCAGCUGCGAAAGACGGUGCGAAGAGGAUCGCUCGAGUCCAUCGAGCACAAUGUGCAGAAGUGCCUGAAGGACUUGGCGAUCAAGAUCGUGAACCAGCAGAGCCCACAGAGCGGUGACGGCGAGCGCAUCACCGUCGUCAUGCAGGGCCUGCCGCUGUUUGACAGCAAGGAAGGUGUCCUUGACCUUCUGGCACGAGUCAGGAAGUGGCAGGCAGGGCAUACAGACUUCAUGGUCGCCAGUGAAAUCGAGGACAUCCUGCGCAACAUCGAGACGAAGACCUUGGGCGACCUUGCUUCCUUUGUGACAAAGAUCUUGAGCAAGGAGCGGCAGGACACGACAGCGGAGAUGGGCAAGCAGCUCGUCGGCCUCCUGCCCCAGAUGCUUGCGUGUGCGAAGCAGGAGGUUCUGGAUGAAAAGAUCCCCCAGGCAACUUUCAAAUCUCGCUGGCAGUGCAUGAAGCUGCUGGUCAGGGAGAUUCAGAAGUCGCUCCCGCCGAAGCACUUCGAUUACUUGAUCAACCUCCUCGACUUGACCUUCUUCGGAUGUAUGUUGGUGAACGAUCUCCGAGCCUUGAAGCAGCCUGCGGCCGAAGAUGCGGCUGAGCAUGGGGUCCAAACAGACAUUCUCGAAAGAUGUGCGAAGUCUGUGAAAGGCAUCGGUAGCCUGAAGAGCAAGUGUGCUAUCAUGGAGAACCCCGCUGAUGAUGCUGAGCCAGCUGCUGAGCAGGCUGUGGAUGGUGAAAAUGACGUUCUGGCAAGCUUGCUGACCAGUGGCCUUUCCACGAACUUCGACAGCCUCUGCGAGGACAAGGGGCUGCGAGACAGGAUCAGCAAGCUUGCAGAGGAGUUUGCCACCACCACAGUCGGCAACCACUUCACCGUGAUCAACAAUGUCGCGAAGAAGUGGCAUUCGGAUAAGCUGUGGAAGAAUGAUCUGGAGAACCCGGAUGACUUUGGCGAGGUCACCAAGCUGUUGGAGAAGACUCUUCAAGGGCUCAGUGGAAACGGCCUUCGGAAGGCUCUGGACGACGGAAAGAAGAUCCACAACAAUGCGAAUGGGAUUGUGAAGUCCUACAGCUUCUUCAAGCUGGCGGAGGUGGACACGUUGCAGCAGGCGAGUGCAAAGCUUGCACAGGAGCUGCGGCUGCUUGCAAAUGUGCUUACGGAGCAGAUCCUUUUCACGUGUGUUACCAAUCCCAAGUUGAAAGGGUCGGCCGCUGAAAUCAUCCGACAGCAGAUGACUGAGAUUCAGGCCCGAAAUGCGGAGUCUGAAAUUCUUCCUAUUCUGAUCGAGAAGGCCAAAGCCUUCUUGAAUGAGUGA
Messenger RNA from Symbiodinium sp. CCMP2592, 2157 nucleotides. The record is from the annotation of a GenBank genome assembly. Lineage: Eukaryota; Dinophyceae; Suessiales; Symbiodiniaceae.